AUGCCUAACCAGAACAAACCCACACACGUUCUAGCACCUUUGGCUGACAUCGCGCCCCACAUCCUUCGGCUGUGGAAGUCACGUCUCACGGACAAGCAGAUAGUCCAGGCCUUACGAAAAGAAAUUGACACCGAACACUAUGGAAUUGGAUUAACUAAAUUUAUACAGGUUCGUACAGACAUGGGGCUUCUGCGCACACGCCAGCAAGGCCACACCGUGGAGUCCAUUCGUGAUGCCAUGCUCGAACUUCGCGAAAUGUACCCCAAGGCCGGCAUGAGAGAAAUAAUUAGCUUACUACACCACGAGGAGGGUAUGAGUGUAUCAAGGAGUGUCAUAAAGUCUUAUUUUGCCAUCUAUGAAGCUGACCUUGUUCGCCAACGAAAGGCCCGCCGCCUGCAAAGGAGGCGCUUUUGGGCUGCUGGAGUAAAUGACAUAGUCGCAGUGGACCAGCAUGACAAAUGGCUGCGGUUUGGUCUAGCAUUGCACACUGGAAUCGAACCUUUCUCUGGCCGCAUCAUGUGGAUGCGGGUUUGGCAUUCCAAUCGAAAUCCACAGCUCAUUCUGAGCUACUAUCUAGAUACUAUCGAGAACCUUGGUCAUAUGCCCUUGGUUACACAGAGCGACCCUGGGACUGAAAAUUUUGGGAUUGCCAAUGGCCACACCAUGUUGCGUCAAUGGUACGAUCCUUCACUACAGGGCACAUUACAGCAUCGCUGGAUGCGAACCAAGAAAAAUGUAAUGCCGGAGAUCGCGUGGUCGCAACUGCGACGUCGAUUUACUCCGGGUUUUGAGUCCCUGCUGGACCACGGAGUCGAACAGGACUGGUAUGACAGUGAUAAUACACUUCAAGUAAUGGUCUUUCGAUGGGUCUUCAUCCCAUGGUUGCAGCGUGAAUUAGACUCUUACCAGGACCGGAUCAAUCAUACUGCCAAAAGGCGUGAUCGCAACAAGGUACUGCCACAUGGAGUCCCAGAACUUAUCUAUCGGUCCGCUGAAGACUUUGGUGCCCUUGACUUCAAGAUCAAGAUAGAGAAGGCCGCUGUGGAUCAUGUGCGAGCGACGUACAUCAAACCUGGACACCCUGUGUUCGAUCUCGUGCCCAGUGACCUUGGAGACACUCUCCAGAUGUGCUACGAACGUUUGGGACGUCCUGUCGUCAAUCGCAAAUCAGCUUGGACAAUGCCGCUCCCUGAUAGUAUUGAAAGAGAUGAACUUGAAGAAUUGCCGCUCCUUCAGGAGCAUCGAGACCUGCCAUUUCAUGAAGAGACUAAUGGGUAUUAUUAUAUGGGUGGCGUUCGUGGAGGACUUGGACUAGAUGAUGGUCAUCAUCGAUUGCUCGAUGACCUUACUCACGAAGACGAACCGGAUGUCCCUCAUGAGGCUGACAAUGCCGGUCUCGUUGUUUGGGAAUUUUCGGACGAAGAAGCGGGUGCAAUGGACGAGUGGUGA
This is a messenger RNA of Suillus subalutaceus, 1449 nucleotides long. RefSeq lists its product as uncharacterized. The record is from RefSeq and is a predicted model, not a curated record. Lineage: Eukaryota; Fungi; Basidiomycota; Agaricomycetes; Boletales; Suillaceae. Bases 1 to 1449 code for a protein of 482 amino acids. The transcript is spliced from 7 exons.